AUGCAGGACUAUGAUGAAAUGAAUCGACAUUAUCUUUAUGUCCAUUCUCAUCGAUGUGCACGAUCACCUUAUGCCGAUGUAGUCCAAUCUCAUAUCUUAAAAGAUCAUGUAUUUGAAAUGAUGAUCAAACGAAAGAAAGAUAACUUAUCAAUAUCAAAACAAGCUUCUCCAUCGAAGUCAAGAUUAAAUGAAGAUAUGGAUCAUUCAGUCAACGACAAAUUGGAUCAUGAGCAAGGAACGGUAUCUGUUGGAAAAUUCUUUCGGCCUAUUUCAACCUUAUUUCACGAAGGUUCUACAUUACUUAGUGAUACGAGAUACCCUAUAAGACGGAUAAUCGGAAAACUGAAGACUCUGUCAAAUGCUUUGAAAGGUAAAUGUGAUAUCGUGAAAUUCAUUUUACAAAGUAAUGUAAAUGCAAAAUUACACAACCACGAGGACGCAAAAGAUAAAUAUAAGAUUUCGAAUUUUCAGUGGGAUGAUGAUGAUGAUAACAGUGAUCGAAGAUCAGUGGACUCUACGAAAACUUGUGUACAAGUUGAUUAUCCGAAUAUGGGUCAAGAUGUAUUCGGGGAUCUGCAAGAAUUUCAAGAUUGGGAGAAUAGGGGAGAUAAAGAUAAAGACGUGAAUUGGUGGGCAUGGAAAUGUUAA
Molecule: messenger RNA, 648 nt
Organism: Kwoniella botswanensis
Lineage: Eukaryota; Fungi; Basidiomycota; Tremellomycetes; Tremellales; Cryptococcaceae
Exons: 1
Coding region: 1-648 (215 amino acids)
Source: RefSeq, a predicted model, not a curated record